Messenger RNA from Sardina pilchardus (European sardine), 1886 nucleotides. RefSeq names its product NKD inhibitor of WNT signaling pathway 1 (gene nkd1). Gene Ontology annotation, molecular function: calcium ion binding. The transcript has 10 exons. Gene Ontology annotation, cellular component: cytoplasm. The record is from RefSeq and is a predicted model, not a curated record. Lineage: Eukaryota; Metazoa; Chordata; Actinopteri; Clupeiformes; Clupeidae. The coding region runs from base 181 to 1674 and encodes 497 amino acids. Gene Ontology annotation, biological process: negative regulation of Wnt signaling pathway.
GUAACCGCCUCCUCUCCACUUGGAAGGGAGACGGGAGGAAGAGCUUCGCUCGGAUCAAAGACAGCAUAGCCCUGUCGCCGUAGGAUGUACUGAGCGCGUUGCCUGCCUUACUUACGGACGAUUGUAAAAUCUGGAUUACUAUAAAUCGGAUGGUUUUCCAUUGUAACCCGAUGCAGAGAAAUGGGUAAACUUCAUUCGAAACAUGCUGCAAUUUGUAAACCAAGGGAGAGCCCGGAAGGUGACAGUUUCGUAGUUAAUGCCUGUUUAGCAAGAAAAGGGAUCGAUGAUUGGAUCGUUAAACAGAAGUAUUACUGCACGGGCUCAAGACUUGAACAAGACUGUCACCAUAAAAGUACCUGCGGGCUGUCUGGUCGGAAUCCCCUGGAUGAAGCCUGUGCCGAAGGGAUCAGCGAUGAACACUACCGCUUAGAAGUGGCCUUGCCUCCCGAGAAGCGGGCCAGCUGCUGUGUGGAGGGGAAGAUGCAGGAGCGCGAGCUGCAGCCGCCCGCUGGCACCCAGAAGCAGCUCCAGUUUGAGGAACUGGAGUGUGCUGUGUCGGUGGAGGAGGACAACAGACAGGAGUGGACCUUCACCCUCUAUGACUUUGACAACAACGGCAAGGUCACCCGAGAGGACAUCACCAGCCUCCUGCAUACCAUCUACGAGGUGGUGGACGCCUCGGUCAACCAUUCCCCCAACAGCAGCAAGACGCUCCGGGUCAAGCUCUCCGUCGCACCCGACUCUACCCAGAGGUGGAGGAGCUGCACGCAAGGCACCACAGACGCUCCCCACCCGAGACACAAGACAGACAAGUGCAUUGAAGAACCCAAAAGCACAGACAAGAAGUCCCGUGCCCUUCUCAGGCGUCACCAUAGCGACCAUCACAACCAACAGGGCUGUCAGCGCCACUGUGUCGACGAGAACCUGGAACGGCGAAACCACUACCUGGACCUGGCUGGGAUCGAGAACUACACGUCCCGCUUCGGAACAGGUCCGGCGGCGGCGACGACGGAGCCAGCCAAGGCCGAGGCAGCGGCGGCGGCGGCAGCAGCAACAGCGGCGGCAGUGUCGGCGUCGCGGACCGCGAACCAGACGCGGUCGCGCUCCCACGAGCCGGAGAACGGCCACGGGCACGGCCACGGCCACCCUCAUCACCGGCGCUCCCAGGCGCCAGCGCCCGCCGAGGCCCCGAUGCCCACCGCCACCGACGCCCUCUGCUCACGCCCGCCCCGGGGCCACGACUCGUCCGGCAAGCACGGGCUGCGCUCGCCCAAGACCCACGGCCGGACGCCCCCCGCCGCCCAGGUCUCCUCCUCCGGGAGGGUGAUGCGGAGCCGAGGUGCCCCUCCGCCAGCGGCGGCACUGCCCAGCCAGACCCCCCCGCACCAGUCCUCGGGCCCCUACCGCCGCCACAAGCAGCGGGUCAAGGACGGCCAGUCGCAGCCGCAGCAUCAGCACCAGCACCAGCAGCACCAGCAGCAUCAGCCGCAGCAGCAGCAGUACCGGGCGCUGGGGUCCCUGGGGGCCCCGGGCCCCGUGGUGGAGCGGGAGCAGGUGCGCGACCUGCCCAGCGUGGUGCUCUACGAGGGCGGCCUGGCGCAGGUGGUGCAGAGGCACGAGCACCACCACCACCACGAACACCACCACCACUACCACCACUUCUACCAGUCCUGAGUCUCCACACCUAGAACCUCCUCAGGAGGAGGUAUCCCUCCAGACAUCCACUCCCCCCACUCCACCAGCUCCCCACACACCGCCCCAUCCAGGACUGAGAUCGUGGACCUUGGAGAGCGCUGCCUCUGUGUGUGUGAUGGGGAUGGAGAAGUGAAGGAGAGAGAAGUCGGGGCCGACACAGGCCCAGUGGUUUGCGUGAAGGAUGAAGGGGC